CAGCGAUGUCAGUAGUUCUUUGGUUCAAGAGCCAAGUGGUAGUAGUUUCCGGGUAAUCUGGGGGUCACAUACAGAGGGGUCAGAAACGUGAAAGGCUUCAAAAUGCUGUUACGGAGAGUGCUUCACAUAGGAGGCUUGACGCUGAAACACAGCAGGUCCAUCCAUCACAGUCCUGCAUGGAGGAGUCCGCUCAUCCCCAUAGUGGUGGAGCAGACGGGGAGAGGAGAAAGAGCAUACGACAUCUACUCGCGCCUCCUGAGAGAGAGGAUCAUCUGUGUAAUGGGUCCUAUCGAUGACACUGUAGCCAGCGUGGUUAUCGCGCAGCUGCUCUUCUUACAGUCAGAAAGCAACAACAAACCCAUCCACAUGUACAUCAACAGUCCGGGUGGUGUGGUGACAUCAGGCCUGGCCAUCUACGACACCAUGCAGUACAUCCUGAAUCCCAUCUCCACCUGGUGCGUGGGCCAGGCCGCCAGCAUGGGCAGCCUGCUGCUGGCAGCCGGGACGUCAGGCAUGAGGCAUUCACUGCCCAAUGCCCGCAUCAUGGUGCACCAGCCCUCAGGGGGCACCAGGGGUCAGGCCACAGACAUCGCCAUCCAGGCUGAGGAGAUCCUGAAGCUGAAGAAACAGCUCAACCAAAUCUACGCCAAACACACGGGCCAGCUGCUGCAGACCAUCGAGGGGGUGAUGGAGCGGGACCGCUACAUGAGCCCGGUGGAGGCGCAGGACUUCGGCAUCAUCGACCGGGUGCUGGUCCACCCCCCCCAGGCCGGACAGGAUGAGCCCGAGCUGGUGCAGAAAGAGUCGGCAGCCAGCCCCCCACCACAUGCAGAGUGUGCAGCCUCUGAGCAGCCCCUGCCUGGGACCAACCCCACCUCCUCACACAAACCUGAGCCAUGAUGACUCAACAGAGCUGUCAUUUCUCUGCACUCGACCCCCAAAUGUACAGACAUCCUGUACAGUCAGAGAAAUGAUUAGUGUUACAGUGUUAGUCGGGGGAGGGCGGAAGGACUAUAAUGGACCUGUGUGACCCGUUUCAACUCAUAUUUGUAAUAAAUGGAAUCAUUUUGA
Messenger RNA from Eleginops maclovinus (Patagonian blennie), 1071 nucleotides. RefSeq names its product caseinolytic mitochondrial matrix peptidase proteolytic subunit (gene clpp). Gene Ontology annotation, biological process: protein quality control for misfolded or incompletely synthesized proteins. Lineage: Eukaryota; Metazoa; Chordata; Actinopteri; Perciformes; Eleginopidae. Gene Ontology annotation, cellular component: endopeptidase Clp complex. The record is from RefSeq and is a predicted model, not a curated record. The coding region runs from base 103 to 900 and encodes 265 amino acids. The transcript has 7 exons. Gene Ontology annotation, molecular function: ATP-dependent peptidase activity; serine-type endopeptidase activity; ATPase binding.